This is a messenger RNA of Hyphopichia burtonii NRRL Y-1933, 630 nucleotides long. It is a transcript of the gene DUO1, whose product is annotated as Duo1p. The transcript has a single exon. Gene Ontology annotation, biological process: mitotic cell cycle. The coding region runs from base 23 to 520 and encodes 165 amino acids. Lineage: Eukaryota; Fungi; Ascomycota; Pichiomycetes; Serinales; Debaryomycetaceae. Gene Ontology annotation, cellular component: mitotic spindle; DASH complex. The record is from RefSeq and is a predicted model, not a curated record.
ACUGGAUAUACUUAAUUACACGAUGUCAGCGAACUCAGCCAAACGUCAAUUGGCACUAGAGAAAGAGUAUCAACAAUUAUUAAAAGUAAACGACACCAUGGAUACCUUGAUAAACACCAUUCAAAAAUCACAAGUUGAUAUAACCAAAACAAAAAACUCAGCAAACCAUACUACGAUUCUAUUAGAGAAAUGGAUACAGAUAUUAUCACAGACAGAGUUUACCAAUAAAGUUUUGAACAACCCGAAAUGGGAUGGAACGUUUGGGGUCAAUGAGAUAUUGAAUGACGAAGCACAAGAUAUCAAGAUAGAGGAGAAAUUAAAUGAAGAACAGUUAUUGAUAGACGAAUUGAAUCGAUUAGAAAGCGAGAAUGAUCAUUUAACGAAUACUCUUAGUGCAAAGGAGAUACGGGAAAACGAGCUACAACAAAGAAGAAAUGAUCUUGCUAGUAAGAGACAAAGAGAAUUGGGACUAAGUGGAAGAAAUGCAAAAGGCAUAUCAAAGAGAAGACCUUUCAAAUAAAGUAGAGUGCUUUAAAGGCCAACAGAAAAACCAAAUGCUAGAGCACCAUAGACAAAAAUAAGCAUUUAACCAUGAACCUUUCAGGGAAAAAGUAUUACGAAACUUGCAAG